This is a messenger RNA of Penicillium coprophilum, 1629 nucleotides long. Its product is annotated as fungal specific transcription factor domain-containing protein. Lineage: Eukaryota; Fungi; Ascomycota; Eurotiomycetes; Eurotiales; Aspergillaceae. The transcript is spliced from 3 exons. The record is from RefSeq and is a predicted model, not a curated record. Gene Ontology annotation, molecular function: zinc ion binding; DNA-binding transcription factor activity, RNA polymerase II-specific; transcription cis-regulatory region binding. The coding region runs from base 1 to 1629 and encodes 542 amino acids. Gene Ontology annotation, cellular component: nucleus. Gene Ontology annotation, biological process: positive regulation of transcription by RNA polymerase II.
AUGGCGAACGACCAAUACUUUGGGAGGGCGUGCAAGACAUGUCGCCGUCGAGGACGAGGAUGUGAUCGGCGCAUGCCUUCGUGCAAUACCUGCGAAACCAAUGGCUUGAAAUGCGAGGGCUAUCUGCUGCAGUGGCCAGGCUUGGCAAGCCGCGAUCAGCUUGUGGGCAAGAGCAUCCCAGUGACGACAAAGCGACGACGGACGCGUCGAGUCCAGCAAUCGAGAAUUUCAACUCCGCCUUUGCUCAUUCCACAAUCGCCCGUUCUACAAUCGCCACAAAAUCCUCGCAAUGAUAAUGACCAGAACGACGGCCAAGACAACCGAUUCGAUGAUCUGCUUGCCCCCAUGCAGCUCCCCGUGGAGUUUUCAGAGGAUCACACUCCAUCCGAGCUCUUGAUAUGGUCCAAUGAAGCACCUUUCAUGGACAAUUCUGUUGAUUAUCUUCUCACCCCUCAUCCAAAUCUCGAUACAGCGUCUCCGCAGAAUCAUUCCCAGAUGCUUGAAGCUUCUAUGGACUUUCGCCACGCAUUGGGACCGGGGCUUGAUGAUCUGAGGAUGCCGGAUGAACUCAAAUUCAUCAUGCAGUAUCAUAUCUGUGAAGUCGUGCCAAAACUAUGUGUUGACAAUUUGUCACCUCAAAACCCUUAUCGUGAUUACAUCCUUCCUCUCGCGACCGAAGUGCCAUCAUUGCUCUACGCGUGUGCGGCCUUGGCAGCAUGCCAUUACAAUGUGCGACUCUCUACAAAGCAAUUUGAGCGGGAGUUUUUUAGAUUCAAAGGAAAGGCCAUGAAACGAUUACAGGAGGACCUAUACUCCCCAGUCCGAGCGAGUCAUCCAGGCACGUUGGCAACGAUACUCAUGCUGUGCUUGUGUGAUCUUUGUCACGGGGGCAUAUCCGACUUUCAGUCACAUUUCCAGGGGGCCAAGAAGCUUAUUGAACUACGCCACGAGCGAACGGCUGGGAGCUUUGUGGAACAAUACCUAGCAUGGCUUGAUGUUAUGGCUGCCGCUUCGCAUUCCAAGCCCACGGUAUUUUCAUCACAGGAGAUUAGCUCCCUCCUAGUCGAAUCAGGCGACCAGUGGAGCUUCGAUGUAAUACCAUGUCCGUCGGAUCAAUUUGAAAUUAUUUGUGAGAUUGUCGCAUUGUAUAAAAGUCAGCUGGAUGCCGCGAACCCUUCAACCGAGACAUCGAACCAGGUCCAGGAUAUCAAGCAACGCUUGUUACAAAAGCCAGUCCAUUGUGAUAGGGGUCAGAACUGGCUUCAUGUGACAGAAGCAUAUCGUUUUGCCAUUAUUCUUUACUUACUCCGAGUAUUCUGUUGCAAUAUCGACGAGUUUGAGCUAGAUUGGCUUGUCAGCAGCGUGCUCUACCAUGCGAGAGCCACACCGCCUGCCUCAGGAUGGUCGGAUCAGUUGUUAUGGCCCUUGUUUCAUGCUGGCUUGGAAGUCAAAGACGCCAGACGUCAGGAAUGGAUUCGAGAACGAGCUCGUUGUAUGCAGAGCUCGGGGGGAUUUGGCAACGUAAAAAGCGCAAUUGCGCUAUUAGAGGACGUUUGGAGGGGAAAACGGCCAUCAGAAUAUAUAAGUCUAAUGCAGGCACGUGGAAAUGGAACUGUCCUUUUUAUUUGA